AUCGCCAAUAUGCAACAAAACCAGCUGUUGUAUACGGCACGGCUGAGCAUCCAGGCCUCGGGUGGUAUAAUUACCCUAACCUCGUACUCAUGCCAGCGAAGGGACGCCUUCUUGGGAAACAGCUGAAAACAACGGGAAUUUGACGGGAAAACAUUCUCGCUCUACUGUUGGUUUUCCUCUGGAAAUCUAAGGUUUUGGUGCAGAUGGUGUGAAAGGCAGCAAGACAAAGAUGUUUUUGUAUGAGGAAAGUCCUCACAAAGCUCAGUAGCAACUGUCAAGUGGUCACAGAAGACUUCGCCUUGCUACACGGCUCCGUCUCUAUGAGACACAGAACAGCGUAUUCACAAUUGAAACAAAGAAACUGGAAGUAUAAUUAUACUGUAGAAACGCUGAAAAAUAUAUCUGAAGAAAAUACUAUUUGUUCAUUGGUCAAUACUUAACACGCUGCCUUAGCUUUGCUUAUGUGGACUUGAUUGCUUAAUACUCAUAUACAUAUCACGCUUAGUAAUAACUUAAAACACUUCAAAGAUGUGCCUCUUCACUUGUAUUGGAAAAUGCAUCGGCUUAACAUUCAAGUGCCUUGGCAAAAGCUGCAUGGCAAUGUGCCGUGCCCUCUGCAAAUGCUUCUGCAACCCUGUUUCUCCAGGCGCGGGAUUUUUCAUCCAAAUAUUCCUGUACGCACUCUUCCAAGGUUUCAACAUCGGGACAGACGUGGGGAUAUUCUUCGAAACGACCAAAAUGUACUCGAAAUGUAACGCUUUGGCAACUACGAUUAUCUAUAUUGGCAACACUACCAAUGUAACAGACCACAUCUACUGCUUCAAUAGUUUGUCAAACGUCACGCAAGGUCACCUGAUGGAUCAGAUACAAACGCUGCAAAUCCUACAAGGCGUCUUCUUCUUCUUCAUCUGUCUCUCUGGUGGAAUCUACGUGGUUCAUAUUGCUGUGCUGUUUCCAAACGCCUGCAGACAUUGGAGAGACGAGAACUUCGAGAACAUGCUUGCCGAGGCCCCGGCGUACUACCAGAAGAUCUUGCAGAUUCAUACUCUUUUUCUGCUUCUUGAAAGUGUCAUUCAUGAUAUGCCGAUGUCGUCGUUGGCUAUCGAGAUGUGCGCGCAGAUGUGGGGGAUAGGAGGGGUAAACUGCUGGGAAUGCGCCGCGUCCAUGGAUCUUCUUCCUGCUGUUGACCAAUCGUUACCAGGAUGCGAGAAGUGGCUUGGACUGCUACUUGGUUCGAUAGCCCUGGUCAGCAUAUACAAAGGUAUUCUACCCUUGUACGCAUGGAUAGGUAACCCAUUCUGCUGGGCGUGUUAUCCUCUACGUAUCUGCGUCGUCCUACCCGCGGGAUUCCUUUACUGCGUCUUGACCCUUGCGCCAUCCAUGGGUGUUGCCUUAAACCGUCUGUUCGUGGUGGAACCGUCGAUGAAGAAAGAAAUGGGCACGUUUGCCGACACCAUCUGGACCUUUGGCCUCUUCUUCUACGGCAUCUUUGCCAUCAUCGCGCUCUUGUACUGGCUUUUGUGCGGCAAGUGCAUAUGUUCUAUGUGUUGUGAAUGCAAAAAGAAGGAGGAUGGAAAAGGAUGUCUAUGUUGCUGAGCAUGCAGUUCAUUUGGACAGCGGAGAUACCCCACUCUGCGCAGGCACUGGAACUGAAUAUAUGUGCGUACCAGAGUAUCAUCUUAAUUCAGGAGUGGGAUUCGCUUUAGGAGCAUGCACAUAUAAUUAUAUAUACAUGUGAAUACAUAUGUUAUUAAGGGGUCACAAAGAGAAUAGUUGUUUUGUGGCCGGUAUUGCUUCUUCAUGAGGUUUGCUUCCAUGGGUCGUUAGUUUCCAUUAGUGAUAUUCUCAUACUGUUGUAAAUUCGAAAGGGAAAAAAAACCUCUACAAAUAACGUGCCUGUUUGGUCACAGAAACAUUAAUGGGGCCCUAACGUUAAAUUCCCUUCGAUUUGAAGUCAGUCUGUCGCGCUGUCUGUCUAUAUCCGUCCGUUCGUUCAACCAUUCUCUGCCUGUAUGUAGAUCAAUGUUAAUCCAGUAACUAUGAAAUUCUCUAGCGAAAAAAGGCUUCGUUUUGACUACUGUCAACUAUGGUUUAAUCAAACUGAUGCAAAAAGCAUACUAUUUGCAGCUGUUAAGAGAGGUUAAGAGAUUGAGAUAUCAAUGUUAGUAAUUGGGCGUAAUGUUCCCGUUGAGGAAAUAACUUGGUCGAGUUGGCAUCGCAGUGCAUUAUGGGAUUAUUUUAGAGGCAUAUUUCCAAGAUGGCGGCUAAAACAGUCCCACAAUGCACUGAAAUGCCAACUCGGACCAGUUUUUUUCUCGACUUUAUUUAUUACUUAAUUAUUCAUUUGGCGUGCAGGCAUGUCUUAUUAUCAGUUGACCAGCGGUUUUAUUUUGCAAGCCCUAGUAUAAAAUAGAUAAAUUAAGAGUUGUCACCACCAGAGUACUACUAUACCAUUCUCGGAAACCUCAUGUAAAAACGUUCGCCAUUAGUCGAGGAGAACGUUAGGUUAAAAUACGCCUCGAACGCCUGACCCAGGUAAGGCACAUCUUUCAGUGGUACCAUAGGGGACAAAUUUUCGUUUCUUAAUUUAUGUAUAGAAGGAGUUUUUCUUAUUCAUUUGUCUAACCAGGCGGAUAAAGAUGUACUCUCGGCGCCUGGGAUCUUUGGCUCCCAGAUUAAGCAAUAAGAAGUGUAAGAUGUCUGUAUGUCAGAGAUUAUUUUAUAUUAUAAAGAAAUUGUUAUAUGAAUUAACUAUCAUCGCAUUACUUGAACUAUCAUCAUUAUGAUCAUAUCAAACAAACUGAAGGAAUUGGAAUAAUUAAUUUUGAAGUAAAACUAUGUGGCUGUAUUAAGAUGGGGGAAAAUAAAGAUGACUGAUUUAA
Messenger RNA from Actinia tenebrosa (Australian red waratah sea anemone), 2882 nucleotides. RefSeq lists its product as uncharacterized. The record is from RefSeq and is a predicted model, not a curated record. Lineage: Eukaryota; Metazoa; Cnidaria; Anthozoa; Actiniaria; Actiniidae.